Molecule: messenger RNA, 614 nt
Organism: Mucor mucedo
Lineage: Eukaryota; Fungi; Mucoromycota; Mucoromycetes; Mucorales; Mucoraceae
Product: Stc1 domain-containing protein
Exons: 5
Coding region: 109-528 (139 amino acids)
Source: RefSeq, a predicted model, not a curated record
CUUAUUUAUGAUACAAGGUCACACUCUUUUUUUUUUUAAAAAAAAGAUUUUUUUUUUUUUUUUUUUGUCAUUCUACGUGUUCCUUUUCUCCUUUCAAUAUAUACAAUCAUGAGCAAGUACAAUCAGAAUCAAAACGCACAAAGAUUUACAAGCUACGCCACAUCUGGGGCAAAUGCUUCAAGCAACCUUCCUGAAACCUUGCGUUGUGUCUUUUGUAAGACAGAUAAACCUAUCGAUGCUUUCUCUGCGACACAGAUCCAAAAAGCCACUCAUAACCCCUAUGCACCUCCAUCAUACAACAACAAGGCAAAGACAAUUUGUUGUAAGAAAUGCUCACCCACACAACAAACACAUCUUACGUGCAUGAUUUGUAGCAAAACUCAACCCUUGGACAAGUUUGCCAAGUCGCAACGCCGUAACGCCGAGAAGGCACGUUGUAUUAAAUGUAUCAAGAAGCGCGAGGAAGAGGACGUGUGGGCUUCAGAUCCAGAUAGUGAUAGCGAGGAUGAGUAUGGACAGUUUAUGUAGCAAUAUACACAUCUACAUACAACAUACACAUCACCCAGCGGACAUACAGUGUAUAAAUAUAUAUAUACACAUUAAAUAAAGACACU